Messenger RNA from Labrus bergylta (ballan wrasse), 447 nucleotides. RefSeq names its product beta-microseminoprotein. NCBI's taxonomy places the organism in Eukaryota, Metazoa, Chordata, Actinopteri, Labriformes, Labridae. The record is from RefSeq and is a predicted model, not a curated record.
CAGCGCUCUGCUUGAUCUGCUUGAACAAUAAAUUUAUCGUUUUACUCAAACAGGAUUCACUAGAGACAGGUAUUCAUUUCCUGCAACCAUGAAAUGUGUGGCUCUAUCUCUGAUGCUAUGUGCACUUUUGUCCAUGUCAAAUGCACAAUGCUACUCUAAGGCCCUAAAACCAGGCAUGACCCAUUGCCAAGACGAUACAGAUAUGACAUGGCAUGCAGUAGGAUCUAACUGGAGAAACAGUGAAUGUAUGGACUGUUCUUGUAGUGGAUGUUGUGCCGCGUAUUCAACCCCCAGGUCGUUCCCGGAUGACUGCGUGUCAGUGUUUGAUCCAGUGGCAUGUGAAUACAAAGUGUUCAAAAGGAAUAACCCAACUGUUCAAUGCAUGAUUUUUGGUGCAGUUGGAAAAUAGUACACUGGUCUGAAGUGUACAAAUAAACAGAAUGUACU